Molecule: messenger RNA, 2121 nt
Organism: Erigeron canadensis
Lineage: Eukaryota; Viridiplantae; Streptophyta; Magnoliopsida; Asterales; Asteraceae
Exons: 6
Coding region: 1-2121 (706 amino acids)
Molecular function (GO): zinc ion binding; nucleic acid binding
Source: RefSeq, a predicted model, not a curated record
AUGGAUGAUAAUGUAGAUAUUACUAUUCAUGACGCUUCAAGACCGAGAUGGGAAUAUAUGGUAGAAUCACCUAUUAUAGAGCAAACACCAUCCAAGUACAAAUUGAAGUUGAAAUAUGGAGGCAUCUUUCGGCUAGCCAAGAAAUCACGUACAAAAAGAUAUUGCUUUGGCUUUCAAAAGUCUAUCUACAUUGACUUAUACAACUGGAAUCUGCUAGUUGAAGAGGUCAUGAAGCAUUAUCCAUCAAACAACGACAUGAUUUUGAAUGUUUCUUUUAUUGACAAGUUUGUCGUAGAUCAGUCAUUUAUUGAGCUUAAAUCUGAUGAGAAUUUCAUGGAUGAACCACAUGGUGAGGAUGAUUCAGACUAUUGUCCAAGUGAAGAGAGUUAUCACAGCCACUUUAGUAGCGAUAAUGAAAAUGAACUAUUGAACGAGGAACUAGAAGGUUACGCAGAUAUCAAGAAAAAUCCCAUCAUGAAAGUGCAUUCAAAGUUUCCAAACGUUGUCGAAUUCAGAAGAGCUUUAAACCAUCAUGCUCUUAUAAAUGAAUUCGAGUACUUCAUCAAGAAAAGUGAACCGAGGCGAUUCACAGCAAGGUGUGCACAGUUAGAGUGUAGAUGGAGGAUUCAUGCUUCUAUCAUGCAAGAUGAUAUUACCUUUGAAGUUAAAACGUUGGUAGAAGAACACUCUUGUAUUCGCAGUAAUAAGGGUGGUAAUAAGUGUGCCACUCAAGGAUGGAUUGCGGAAGCUGUUAAGGACAAGCUGAAAUCUGAUGGUGAUGUAUCACCUGCAGAUCUCGAGAAGUGGCUAAUGAAAACUUACAGUGUCGAGAUUCCAUACCUUAAAGUUUAUAGAGGGAAGGAGCAAGCUUACACGGAUAUGUAUGGAAAGUGGGAGGACUCUUUCUUAAAGAUGGAAAUUUUCAAAGAGGAGCUGAUAAGUAGGAAUCCAGGAAGUGUUGUUGAGAUUGACUUCGAAAUAGAUGGCGAUAAGAAACGUUUCCUUCGUUUUUUUUCAUUAGCUGCUUGCUCUAAGGGGUUUCUUGUGGGUUGUCGUCCUUACAUUAGUCUUGAUGCAUGUCACCUAAAAGGAAAGUUUAAUGUUGUACUCGCUGCUGCCACAGGUAUUGACGGUAACAAUUCCAUUUUUCCAAUAGCAUAUGGUGUGCUUGAAUCAGAGAAUACAAAAUCAUGGACAUGGUUUCUUGAGUCAUUGAAAAAAGCAAUUGGGACACCAAAUGGUCUUGUUAUCUCUUCAGAUAUGCAAAAAGGAUUAGAAGGGGCUAUUAUACGUGUUUAUCCAAACGUUGAACACAAAGAAUGCAUAAGACACCUAUAUAGAAAUUUUAAGACAAAAUUUCAUGGUGACUUUUUCAACUUCAACUUGUGGGGUGCAUCAAUAACUUAUUGUCUCAGUGAGCAUGACAAAUUGUUAAAGAAGAUUGCUGAUGUACGUGAAGAUGCAAUAACAUAUCUCAAUGAGAACCACAAAAGGAUAUGGAGUCAAAGCAAGUUUGGCACAACAUCCAAGUGUGAUUAUAUUACCAACAAUGUUUCUGAAGUUUUUAACUCUUGGAUUGGUGCGAAUUUGGGUGAAUAUGAAGUUUGUAGAAGCUCGGGAAAUCGAGCUGAAGUGGAGUAUAAGGGAAAACGAUGGGAUGUUGUACUAGACGAGAGAACGUGUAGUUGUCGGGUUUGGCAAGUUAAAGGGCUUCCAUGUGUGCAUGCAGCGGCGUUCAUUGCUUUCAUAAGGGAUUCUAAUUGGGGAAAAUACGUCGAUCCUUAUUUCACAAUCGAGUCAUUCAAAAAGGCAUACGCACUAGAAAUCUCUCCUAUGCCCGCAAAGGAUCAAUGGAUACACAUGGAAUCGGGCGAGAAAAUAUAUCCACCCAAGAUUAAACGCCCAGCUGGAAGACCUAAAAAGAAUAGAAUCCUGCAGUAUGACGAGCGCCAAAAGAAACAAAAAUGUCUACGAUGUGGUCAAUAUGGACAUCGUCAAAAGAGAUGCAAGAAUAUGGCUAAUCAAGGGAGGCGGAAAGAAAAGAAAAACAACAAGCAGUUGUUCAAUAUCGGGUUCAAGAUGAAAAAGUUUCCGAACAAGAAGUCUUAUUUGUUUGAUUAA